Molecule: messenger RNA, 793 nt
Organism: Bufo bufo (common toad)
Lineage: Eukaryota; Metazoa; Chordata; Amphibia; Anura; Bufonidae
Product: lysozyme g-like
Exons: 5
Coding region: 94-705 (203 amino acids)
Biological process (GO): defense response to Gram-positive bacterium; peptidoglycan catabolic process
Cellular component (GO): extracellular region
Molecular function (GO): lysozyme activity
Source: RefSeq, a predicted model, not a curated record
GGCUUGUACUAUUAGUGGUGCUGACAGAAGGACUGGCUUUAAUAGUCUAAACACUUGCCAUUGACAUCUCUAGCGACUUUUCCAAAAAGAAACAUGAACUUUUACAUCAUCCUGAUACUUUCUGUUGUUGCUGACAUUGUGGUUACAUCUGGAAUCUAUGGUGACAUUGGUAAAGUUCCUACAUCAGGUGCAAGUCGUAGAACAGCUCAACAGGACAGAUUAACCCUCACUGGUGUACAAGCUUCAAAAAAGUUGGCUGAAAAUGACCUUGGCAAAAUGAAUCAGUAUCACAAGUCUAAAAUUCAAUCGGUAGCUCAAAAAACAGGGAUGGAUGGAGCUGUCAUUGCUGGAAUAAUAUCCCGCGAAUCACGUGCCGGGAGUGCUCUGAAAAAUGGUUUGGGGGACCAUAACAAUGGUUUUGGUCUGAUGCAGGUUGACAAAAGGUACCACAAACCAGAGGGAACCUGGAACAGUGAAGCACACAUGAACCAGGCAACAAAGAUUCUUAUUUCAUCAUAUAAUACAAUGAUGAAAAACUAUCCUUCAGCUUCCAAAGAGACGUGGCUAAAAGGGGCGAUUGCUGCAUAUAACACUGGUACUGGAAGGGUUAAGAACUUAAACAGCGUUGACUUAUACACAACUGGAAGAGACUAUGCUAACGAUGUUGCUGCCCGUGCACAGUUCUUCAGGGCCCAUGGAUAUUAAAUGACGCCUUUUUAGUUGCUGGCAUCUUGUAUUUGCUUUGAUUUUACUAUGUGAAAUAAUGAUAAAAAAAUAAAUGAUAAGGAUUAAA